Messenger RNA from Cladophialophora psammophila CBS 110553, 1005 nucleotides. RefSeq lists its product as uncharacterized. The transcript has a single exon. The coding region runs from base 1 to 1005 and encodes 334 amino acids. NCBI's taxonomy places the organism in Eukaryota, Fungi, Ascomycota, Eurotiomycetes, Chaetothyriales, Herpotrichiellaceae. The record is from RefSeq and is a predicted model, not a curated record.
AUGAUCCGACCUGCGAUAGCCUCGCUAUCCUUGGGUGACCCCAAUGUGCACGACAUCUCGACACGACUGCGCGCAGCAGCACAAAAUGGGUUUCGCGGGAUCGAAGUCAUAGACACCGAUGUCGACGCGGCCGCAGAGAAGCUCCCUGCAGGACUGACGUAUGAAAACCGGCUGGAGGCCGCAAAGAACAUACGAAGGCUCUGCGAUGAGCUUGGCUUGACCGUGAUAGUCUUCCAACCAUUUCGGCAGUACGAGGGUCUGCUCGAUCGCAAACAGCAUGAAGCCAUGAUUGAGAAGCUUCGACUGUGGUUCGACAUUGUCAAGAUCUUGGGAAGCGACAUGAUUCAAGUGCCCACGAGUUGGUUGCAGGAGGGGACGACGGGCAACGAAGAAGCCCUCCUGGCUGAUUUCAGAGAAAUGGCCGACAUGGGCCUUGCAGAGCGCCCUGUAGUCCGAUUCGCAUAUGAGGGAGUAGCGUGGGGCAGAUAUAUCGAUACAUGGGAAGGCACAUGGGAAAUGGCAAAGAAGGUCGACAGACCUAACUUUGGGCUCUGCCGGGACACUUUCCACAUAGCUGGUCGAGUAUGGGCUGAUCCCACUGCACAGACAGGGCGCACUGACGACGCAGACCACGCUCUAGAGGCGUCUAUCGAGCGGUUGAUCACCGAGAUAGUUGUUGAAAAGGUGUUUUACGUCCAGGCUGGGGACGCAGAGAAGCUCGACCCGCCCCUGGGCGAGUCUCAUCCUUUUUACUCUGCCGACCAGCCUGCAAGAAUGAGCUGGUCACGAAAUGCGCGACUGUUCCCGUAUGAAGAAGAGAAGGGUGGCUAUCUCCCCAUCGAGCCCGUGAUAAAAGCCAUUGUCGACGAGUUGGGUUACGAUGGAUGGGUCAGCAUGGAGCUGUUCACGCAUGAACUGUCGCAGCCGGAUGCUCAGUUGCCAUCAAGGUACGCUGGUAGAGCUUCAGCAUCGUGGAGGAAGAUGACCGGAGCGUUAAGGCACUGA